Anopheles maculipalpis is the source of this 831-nucleotide messenger RNA. RefSeq names its product CD63 antigen. The record is from RefSeq and is a predicted model, not a curated record. The coding region runs from base 27 to 770 and encodes 247 amino acids. NCBI's taxonomy places the organism in Eukaryota, Metazoa, Arthropoda, Insecta, Diptera, Culicidae. The transcript has 6 exons. Gene Ontology annotation, cellular component: membrane.
AGUUCGCGAGAAAACAAACUACAAAAAUGGCUCUUUCAACUAGUGCAAAUUUCAUCAAAUAUUUACUAUUUCUAUUCAACUUUUUCUUCGCUAUCACGGGCGUUAUUAUAAUGGCCGUUGGAUUGACGGUACAAGGAGCAUACCACAACUUCCGGGACAUUCUCGAUGCAAAGUUCUUCAGCAUUCCCACCUUCCUGGUGGUGAUUGGAUCAUUCAUUUUUGUGAUUGCCUUUUUCGGUUGCUGUGGUGCGUACAAGGAAAACUACUGCAUGACCCUUACGUUUUCGGUGCUAUUGAUCUUGAUCUUCAUUCUUGAACUGGCGGCCGGUAUUAGUGGGUACGUGCUACGAAACGAUACUCGCGAGCUCGUAAGCAAUGCGCUCAACUCCUCCAUGAAGAGCUAUGGUGGAGAUAAUGGUGGAGACAUUACACUCGUUUGGGAUGAAAUUCAGGUGGACUUCGAUUGCUGUGGUGUGUACAACAGUUCGGACUGGGCUCGUGCAAAUCCUACCAAGUUUAAUGAAACAUCGCUACCGAUGACCUGCUGUCGGCGACAAACCGGUGCCAUCGGAUACGUAUCCUGCCCGGAUCCGUCCAGUGCUACACUGCGCAAAACUGGCUGCAUCGACUCUUUCGGUGACUUCAUUAAGGCACACGCUGUAAGCCUAGGUGCUGCUGGUAUAGCACUGGCUGUAAUUCAGUUCUUCGGAAUCCUAUUUGCUUGCUAUCUGUCCAAGCAAAUAAAGUUGCAGGGCGUCAGCAGCUAUUAGGAUUCGCAUCUACUCGUCACGAUGUUGUGUAGUUGAGUUUAAAAAGUGUUAUUAAUUUUUU